Molecule: messenger RNA, 249 nt
Organism: Caenorhabditis remanei
Lineage: Eukaryota; Metazoa; Nematoda; Chromadorea; Rhabditida; Rhabditidae
Exons: 2
Coding region: 1-249 (82 amino acids)
Source: RefSeq, a predicted model, not a curated record
AUGAGAGAGAUGGUCAAAAAAUUCACCAUAGACCUGCUUGAACACGACACUGACAUCAAUCUGAAAGGACAGUUGCUCAUGACAUGUGUAGACCGGAUGAUAAGGCAAAACAUGGAGAGACCAGUACCCCAAGACGGAAUAUGCAAGUUCCCUGUGCUCAACCACUACGAGACUUUCUUCGUUCAAUUCACCGGCUCGCAGAUACUUUUGAAAAGACAUGAGAUCAAUUUGGAGGAGAUGUUAUAUUGA